Messenger RNA from Myxocyprinus asiaticus (Chinese sucker), 5657 nucleotides. RefSeq names its product anoctamin-1. Gene Ontology annotation, molecular function: protein dimerization activity; chloride channel activity. Gene Ontology annotation, biological process: chloride transmembrane transport. The record is from RefSeq and is a predicted model, not a curated record. Gene Ontology annotation, cellular component: plasma membrane. Lineage: Eukaryota; Metazoa; Chordata; Actinopteri; Cypriniformes; Catostomidae. The coding region runs from base 376 to 3216 and encodes 946 amino acids. The transcript has 26 exons.
UGAGGAAUUAAACCGCUCAAGAGAGCAUCGUACUCAGUUAAAUUAAUAACACAUUAGACUAUCUCAGACAAAAUACGACAGACAGACAGACAGACAGACAGACAGACAGACAGAUAGAUAGAUAGAUAGAUAGAUAGAUAGAUAGAUAGAUAGAUAGAUAGAUAGAUAGAUAGAUAGAUAGCGCGCUCUGAAGAAAGGCAGCAGUCCACGCGCUUUCUUAAUCGCGUGAAGAGCGCGCGGGUCAGUGAUGUCUUCUCACGCGGACCCACUUCACACGUAAACUGUUACAGGAGUUCAGGAUCACAUUUGACUCUUUUGUCUGAGGUUAACACAAUCUAUUGGAGAACCUCAUUGCUUCCAAUACAGACUGCCAUCAUGAAAAAUGAACAGUACCCUUCUGUACCAAGCAAAGAAAAGCAAGUGAACAUCAUCAAUAUCAAAGCCAUAGAAGAUAUUGGCUAUGACCUCCAAGAUGCAAUACUCCUGAACUCUCUCACUCCCGAGGAGAACACACAAUGCCGGCGAGGUCUGUACUUCCAGGAUGGCAAGCGACAUGUGGACUACAUCCUCACUUACCAGAUCAAAAAGACCAGCAGCUCACGCUCACGCCGACACACGUCACACCUCACAGACAACGCCUUCACUCGAACCCUGCGAAGGGGUCGAGUGCCGCCUCCACCCCCACCCAAAGAUGACCCUGAAGUGGGCUUGCCCAACCACAGCACGGACCACCACGAUGACGACAAGUGUUUACGGCGUGAAGAGUUUGAGGGUAACCUGAUGGCGAUGGGUCUGGAGCUGGAGCGUGACGAAGAGACCAAGACUCCUGGUGUCGGCUUUGUGAAGAUUCAUGCUCCAUGGAGCGUUCUUUGUCGUGAGGCAGAAUUUAUGAAACUGAAGAUGCCCACCAAAAAAGUGUAUGAAGUCAAGCAGAGCAGCGGUGUCAUGGAAAAGAUCAACACAUUCAUCAGCAAAGUGACUGAUCCUCUUCACCCCAAUGUCGAGGAGAACAGGAUACAGAACCUGAAGCACCUCUCAUAUCCAUUCUCCAGAGAAAAGCAGCAUCUAUUCGAUUUGUCUGACAGAGAUUCCUUUUUUGACAGCAAAACAAGAAGCUCAAUAGUAUGUGAAGUUUUGAAACGAACUAAGUGCACAAAAGCAAAUUUUAGCAUGGGAUUAACUAGUCUACUGGGGAGUGGUGUGUAUACAGCUGCUUAUCCAUUACAUGAUGGAGAUGUUGAUGGGGAAAAUGCUGAGCCAAAUGACAGGAAGCUGUUGUAUGAAGAAUGGGCCUGCUACAGCGUCUUUUAUAAGUACCAGCCUAUUGGUUUGAUCAGGAAGUACUUUGGAGAGAAGAUCGGUCUGUACUUUGCUUGGCUUGGUGUUUACACCCAGAUGCUGAUCCCUGCGUCCAUAGUAGGGGUCUUUGUGUUCCUUUACGGAUGCGUUACUGUUGAUGAUGACAUUCCAAGUAUGGAGAUCUGUGACCCACGAAAGAACAUCACCAUGUGUCCACUCUGCGACCGCGUGUGCAGUUACUGGAAUCUGAGCAUGGCGUGUGGAACAGCUCGAGCUAGUCAUCUCUUUGAUAACCCUGCCACUGUCUUCUUCUCCAUCUUCAUGGCUCUUUGGGCGGCGUUCUUCAUGGAGCACUGGAAGCGUCGGCAGAUGCGUCUCAACUAUGAGUGGGAUCUCACAGGGUUCGAGGAUGAGGAGGAAGCACUGAAGGAUCACCCACGAGCUGAAUAUGAAUUCAGAGUCAUGCAGAAAUCCCUGAAGAAAGAGCACAAAUCACAGAAGCCAGAGAAGGAAAAGCUAACAUGCAAAGACAGAUGUCCUGCCUACAUGACAAACCUCAUAAUAAUGCUCUUAAUGAUCGGUGUGACGUUUGCUAUAGUGUUUGGUGUGAUUUUAUACCGAAUAUCAACCAAAGCGGCGCUUGCUAUGAGCUCCAACCCUAUGACCCGCUCUAACGUCCGGCUGACCGUUAAAACCACUGCAGCCAUCAUUAACCUGGUGGUCAUUCUUAUUCUGGAUGAAGUGUACGGGGCUGUAGCGCGCUGGCUUACUGUUCUUGAGGUUCCUAAAACAGAUAAGAGUUUUGAAGAAAGGCUGAUCUUCAAAACCUUCAUCCUCAAGUUUGUGAAUGCGUUCACUCCGAUCAUAUACAUUGCAUUCUUCAGAGGCAGACUUGGUGGAUGUCCAGGCAGUUAUCUUUAUGUGUUUGAGUCCUAUCGUAUGGAGGAGUGCGCUCAUGGUGGCUGUCUGAUGGAGCUGUGCAUUCAACUCAGCAUCACUAUGCUUGGCAAACAACUUAUCCAGAACAACCUGUUUGAGAUUGGCACCCCUAAACUGAAAAAGUUGAUCAGGUUCAUCAAAUCCAAGCGAGGUUCUUUCCAGGAGGAGGAAUAUGAGAAGAAAUUACAACGUUAUGAGACAGAUCAUUUCCUAGAGCCAUUUGUUGGUCUGACACCAGAGUAUAUGGAGAUGAUAAUCCAGUUUGGGUUUGUGACUCUGUUUGUGGCAUCUUUUCCAUUGGCUCCUCUGUUUGCUCUUCUGAACAACAUAAUUGAAAUCCGUCUGGAUGCAAAGAAAUUUGUAGCAGAGCUCAGAAGACCAGAUGCAGCCAGAGCCAAAGACAUCGGAAUCUGGUAUAAUAUUCUCAGAGGAGUUGCAAAAGUGGCAGUUAUUGUCAAUGCAUUUGUGAUCUCCUUCACUUCAGACUUUAUUCCACGACUGGUCUAUCAGUACAUGUACAGUCCAGAUGGGUCCAUGCACGGCUUUGUCAACCACACGCUCUCAUACUUCAAUGUCAGCCACUUCCAGAACGGCACUGCCCCACUCGAGCCCUCCUACCUGGGCUUCCAUGUGGAGAUAUGCAGGUAUAAAGACUACAGAGAACCUCCAUGGUCAUUAACACCGUAUGAGAUCUCGAAAGAGUUCUGGGCUGUGCUAGCAGCCAGACUAGCGUUUGUCAUUGUGUUUCAGAAUGUGGUGAUGUUGAUGAGUGACAUAGUGGACUGGAUCAUUCCAGAUAUUCCUAAAGACAUCAGCUUACAGAUCCACAAAGAGAAAAUCCUGAUAAUGGAUCUGUUUAUGAAGGAGGAGCAGGGAAAGACGCAGACCCUGGACAGAGUGUUGUACAGCGGCUGUAAGGAGACGAGUCCUCUGACACGCUCGCGCUCUAUUUCACACACGCCCUGCAAGAACUACUAACAUUAGCACCCGUGUGGUUGCUUUCUAUCAUUACAUUCCACUGACAAAUCCCAAACAUGCUACCAGGUCGAAAAGACACCCUGUCACGACAUAAUGCAUAAUGAACAUUUCUCAUGUUUCUCGAAGUGUGAUAUGUGUACUCUACAUUUCUUUUUGUCAUACUGAUUUUCUCUUUUCAAUAGACGUCUCACACCGCAGUGAUCUUUACAGCUGAGGAAAAAGCUCCAAAACAAACUUUACGCAAGUAUGUCAAUUCAGAUGCUACACAAGCUGUAUUUUUGUAUUUUCUGUCAUUUCCAAGCGCAGUUCAUAACGCGGAUAUGCUUUCAAUUCUCUGCAAAGCCGCAAGGGGUGCUAUAGCAGGCAUUAGCUUAAACCAGUGCUCUUCAACUACUUUCUUGCGGGGGCCAGAUUAUCCAGAGAAAAACUUGAUGGGGGCCAAACUUUUUUCCAUAUUUAUCUUAGCUGACAUUUUCAAUGUAACUUACAUGUUAACACGGAAGACGAAACUUAAUGCUAUUAAUACUGUGCGUUUAUUUACAUUAAAAUAUUCAUGGGUAUUCAAUUAAUAUUUUUUAUGGUCUGGAAAUAAAUUCUUUCUAAAGAUCUGGCUGAAGAACAAAUAUGACCUCACACCCUCAACUAACAACAAAUAGGUUUUGAUGAACUCUCCAUUGAAAAUAAAAAAAUGUAAUGAUAAUUUUAACAAUGCAGGGCUAUUGUUUACAAAUUACGAAAACCUUGGUAGAACAUUUAGAUCUGAUAAAUUCUGUAUCUUUGUCGCUAUUUUCUUAAGUGGGUUGAUAUUGUCAAUGUAAUAUAGAACUGUCUUUUUACAUAAAUUCAGUCAGAAAUCAGAAUUCAGUCAGAGGGCCAGAUUGAACUUUAAGUUAGUUAAACUGUCAACAUAUUUAUAGCUUAUUGUUCCCGAUUUACCCAGUUUAAUGGCACAUUUGAAUGUUAGGGUCUGUUUCCCCCUUGAGUACUAAGAUUUUUUUUUUUUUUUCCACCACAGUACCACGCUUACAAUUUGCAUCUGCAUUUGCAUACUUGCGUCAAAUAUGCUUCUGUCCAAUGAGCUACUGUUUGUAAAAACAUACAUUGUUCUUCAAAUCAAUUAUCCUAAAAAACUACAUAUUAAAAAUGUGUUAUCCAGCACUUCAUUUUAAGAGACAAAACCCCAAACAGAUUGCAGAGUUGUUCUAAUACACAGCAAAGCUCAUAUGAAGCAAUAUUUAUCUUAAGAGAUCAUGGUAUAAAAACUAAAUAUAUUUAAUAAUUUAUCAGUAUGAAGUUAAAAAGGGCUACUUGAUUUGUUUUCAGUUUGACAUUUCAGUAUUUUGUAUAUUUCAAUAUGUUUGAGCUCCUGACGGUUUUUUCCUGGGAUUUUUUUUAUUGUGUUGAUCUCUGUUCUAUGUAAUUUAUGUGGAAUAUUUUCAAACCUAUACACAAAGCCUUAUCAUUUGAGUCUGUGGGAUUUCAUAGACAGGAUCUAUUAUAUAAGACACAUCAGGUUUAAUGUCUAAAUCAGUUGUCUAAAUAAUUUACUUAAAUGAUUAAAUUAUUGUAACAAAUUAAAAGCAAAUCAGUGUAAUCAGAAAACAACAGUCAAUGAUUAAAACAUGAAGUCCCAUUUAGCAUUACAAAUGAGUAAUCUGAUACAUUUUAAUAAAACAAUAUUUGUCAUUUUGAAACAUCCUAACUUACGUAAAUGUGGAAACAACAACAAGCGAAUUUUAUUAGGUGGCUUUUAAAUGUUUAGUAAGUGAUAAAACUGUCAGACAGCCUGUGUCUCGGAAUAAAGUAAAUAAUGUGUUGAACCGUGAUCUCUUCUGUUUUAUUAGAUGCAUAGAUGCCUCAAACAUUUGAUGAAUAUUUCAUGUUAUCACAUAUUUUAUUGCCUUGGUGUUUUUCUAAAAUGGUGUUUUUCUAUUGGCUUUCAUUAUUUUCUACAUCUGAUGCUUUCAUAUUUAAUGGUGCUUGAUAGAGUCUUGAGCUAAUGAAGUGUAAGCAAACAUAAACAUUAUGGAUCAUUAUCUGAGACAUUAUGACGUCAGUCUUCUAACGGUUUUCAUUCACAUUGUGUUCAUAAAGUGCAACAGACUUGAAAAAAACAUCAAUUCCAUUUUAAAUCCAGUAAAGUUUAAGCUUUGAUACAGAACCAUUCACAUAGACUAUAUUAUCCUCAGAUUUUUGGGUUUGAUCAACAUUUAAUAAACGUAAAAGCAAAUGCAGCUCAGCCUCAUGAAAACCACAUAAAGACACAAAUGAACUGAAUGGGAUUUCAUGCUCCAAAUAUGAAACAUUUCUGUGCUCUGAUAGUUUUUAAGGUUUGGGGCAGAACAAUGUAUUGUAUCAAAUAUUUUACAAUGUCGAAUAUUUUAAGUAUGUUUAUUAUUUACAUAUGUCUACUCAACAUAAAUUCUUAUUGAUAUACUGUA